Triticum aestivum (bread wheat) is the source of this 2098-nucleotide messenger RNA. Its product is annotated as F-box protein At2g17036-like. Gene Ontology annotation, molecular function: protein binding. NCBI's taxonomy places the organism in Eukaryota, Viridiplantae, Streptophyta, Magnoliopsida, Poales, Poaceae. Bases 290 to 1348 code for a protein of 352 amino acids. The transcript has a single exon. The record is from RefSeq and is a predicted model, not a curated record.
CGGAGCUAGACCAAACCAAAGAGGUGGAUCUAUGCACGGUAGAUAUUUGUAUUAGCGCUCAAUAUAGUAAAGCUCGUGGGCCUCGUGGUUUAGCUUAAGAAUAAUCAAACGAAAGAGAAAGAGGAUCAGGGAGCAAUCUUCCUCACAACCUCGAUCUAGAAUUACUCCGCACUCCACAGUACUCAGUCUACUCCACACGAGCAAAAGUCAACCAAAGCUCAUAGCUCCGUUUCCAUCGCAUUCCUCUUCGAUCCCUCCAUCAAUCCAAGAACACGCAGACGCGAACACCAUGAGCUGGUCCGACCUGCCAGCCGAGCUCGUAGCCGGGAUCGCCGACAGGAUCACCGAGCAUGCGGACCUCGCGCGCUUCCGCUCGGUGUGCCCUUCUUGGCGCUCGGCCUCGGCGGAGCACGCCGCCCGCCGCCGCGUGCCCCUGCUCCUCCUGCCCUCCCAGCAGAACUCCCGCGUCAACCGCCGUCUCUGGUCCCUCGCCGACGACAGCAUCACGGAGAUCCCCAUGCCCGCAGCGUGCGGCCGCUCCUUCCUCUUCGCCUCGCCGCGCGGCUGGACGCUCGCCGUGGCCGACGACUUCUCGGCCACGCUGCUGCACCCCUUCACGGGCGCGUCGGAGAGCCUGCCCGCGUUGCCGCCAUCCUUCCACGACGGGUAUCAGAUGAUCCUCCGUGACAUGGUCUGGGACCGGUCGCCUGACGCCGUCAUGGUCUCGCAGGGUAAGGGCGCGUUCUUCUGCCGGCUGCAGGGCGACGGCAGGUCGUGGACCCCCGCCGACCUCUCGCCGCCAGCUCGCGUCGGCAGCAUCACCUACUGCGACGGCGCUUUCUACGUCCUCGACAAGCGCGCCAACAAGGUAACGGCCGUGGACGGCGCGACCUUCGCCGUGGUCGCCGCGAUCGAGCCGCCAGAUCUGGUGAUGCCCGACCGCUCGUGGAUGCGCGAGUCCACGCUCGUCGUGUCGUCCGCUUCCGAGCUCCUCCUCGUCGUGCACGGAGGAUGCCACCGCUCGAAGGGCCUCUUCAAGGCCUUUCGCGCGGACCGCGGGAGCCUGGCGGCCGGGUGGUCGGAGGUCGGCGGCGGCGGGCUCGGCGACCGCGCCGUGUUCGUGGACCACGUCCGCGGCUUCUGCGUGGAGGCGAACGGGGUGAACGGGGUGCGGAGGAACUGCGUGUACGUGGCCAGCGCGCACGAGGAGGCCAACGCCAACUCCGGGUGGGGCGACUGGGGGAGGUAUACCGUCUCCAUGCUCGACCUCGACGGCCUCACCACGUCCCUCUUGAAAUGCCUGCACGGUAGGCAGCGCCCUUCCUGGUCGAUGCCAAAUCUGCAUUGACCUUGCUCCUCCAAACGAAAAAAACUACGUGUGCGAGUUGAUCGCAUUGAGGUUGGUUGCAGUAAUAAGCAGAGCUGCCAGUUCGUCUACUAUUCUAGUUUUAACUUGCGCUACUUUGUCGGGCUUGUUUUAUUCUACGAGAAGUGAAAGAUCUAGCUUCAGUUACGAGAAUUUGAUUAUCAAAUGUGUCACCGUGUUCCUAAGGGCAUGCCCAACGCUACAGGCUGGACGGAUGCCUCAGCUCUCCACGUCGGCUCGGGUGGUCCUCGAUUGCUGUUCGUGCUACUUGCAGGCUAAGGCUGGUCAUAGUGGGGAGUAACUUAGACUAGUAACAUACAUAUGUUACUAGUCUAUGUUACUACCUUCAUAGUGGGUAGUGUCAUAGGUGUGGUAACAUAGUUGCCUUCAUUUAUUACUUUGUAGACUCAUUAUGCAUUGGAAACCGCUAUGUGAUGGUAACAUAUUAUGUUACUCUAUUUGCCUCUCUCCUCAUUAACUACUUGCCACAUCAUCAUUUUUGCUUAUGUGGCAUCUAUGUUACUACCUAUGUUACUUCCACUAUGACCAGUCUAAAGGGGGAUCUGCAGAGGAGGCCGUCUCCUUCCUGCCAAAAGUGGAGCGAGGCAAAAAAAGAAGAGAGGAAGCUGAAGAAAGCGUGGGGCUGAGAUCUGGUAAAGCAGGAGAGAGAAAUAUGAAUAGUAAAAAAGUUGGCCUGCUGAGGCUAGUGCUGCGUUGGGCAGUAGAUUUUUG